GCAAAUUGUCGAGGAUUGGUUGUCCUUGUGUUGUGCUGUAUGAAAUGAACAGUUUGUCGUAAAAUACAAUCGUGAAUUCGUGAUAAAAGCGAUCGCAAAGUGUUCUGGUGAUAAAAAUGACGCGAUAAUAUCCAGUGAAUCAUUACAUUCAGUUAUUUUACUUCGGCUAUCUUGUUCUACAUUAGUUAAGUGUUAUGAUAUGAUCAUAGCGCACGGUUCGGUCUCCUCAAAGCAGUCGAUAUUAUGUGGCCCGCAAGCCAAAGCGACAUAAAAGCUUUUCAAUUAUGAUCCCCAUGGUGUAUACAGUAUAUGGUUUUGCCAUAUUUUUUAUAAUAGCUUGGGUGUGUCUGUGGUUAAUUCACAUAAUGGCUUUAUCGUAUUCUAAAUGGAAAUUACACAGAACAGUAGACCGGUCGCCUCCAGAACAACCAUAUCCAGGAGUUUCAAUACUAAAGCCUUUGACUGGUGUGGAUCCCAAUUUAUUUUCUAACUUGGAAACAUUCUUCACCCUCGAUUACCCAACCUACGAAGUCUUAUUUUGUGUGGAGAGUGAACAUGAUCCUGCCGUAAUGUUGGUGAACAGUCUUUUACACAAGUAUCCACAUAUUGAAGCGCGGCUUUUCAUCGGCGGGAUGUGCGUCGGGGUUAAUCCCAAAAUCAACAACAUGCAACCGGCAUAUUUGGCGGCAAAAUAUCCCAUGAUUUUAAUAAGCGAUGCUGGAAUUCGAAUGCGGGAGGACACUCUGCUCGAUAUGGUACAACAUAUGCGAGAAGAUGUUGCGAUCGUACACCAAAUGCCGUUCGUGUGUCCUUAG
This is a messenger RNA of Papilio polytes (common Mormon), 815 nucleotides long. It is a transcript of the gene GlcT, whose product is annotated as ceramide glucosyltransferase. NCBI's taxonomy places the organism in Eukaryota, Metazoa, Arthropoda, Insecta, Lepidoptera, Papilionidae. The transcript is spliced from 2 exons. The coding region runs from base 285 to 815 and encodes 176 amino acids. Gene Ontology annotation, biological process: glucosylceramide biosynthetic process. Gene Ontology annotation, molecular function: ceramide glucosyltransferase activity. The record is from RefSeq and is a predicted model, not a curated record. Gene Ontology annotation, cellular component: membrane.